Messenger RNA from Medicago truncatula (barrel medic), 1762 nucleotides. RefSeq lists its product as uncharacterized. The record is from RefSeq and is a predicted model, not a curated record. Lineage: Eukaryota; Viridiplantae; Streptophyta; Magnoliopsida; Fabales; Fabaceae. Bases 48 to 1412 code for a protein of 454 amino acids. The transcript has 4 exons.
CUAAAAAUUCAAAUAACACUGAAACAGAGUUUGAAGAUUAAGCAUCGAUGAAGAUGAAGAACAACAACACAAUAACGAAUCGCUUCAAUCCCCAAAACCAGAUCAACGAUAAUGAUGAUAAUUCCUCCCUCACUCUUCUUCACUCCGAUCUUUCCACUCUUCUUCAUCAGAUUGAUGAGCUUGUUGUGAAAGCGCUUGAAGUGAAGAAGAGUGUAAGCAAAGAGGGGAAAAGUGAUGUUGAAUCUUUCUCUAAUUUGUUGUCUGAAAUGUUGUCGCGUUUAAAGCCAUGGGGACCAAAAUUACAAAGUUCACUUUCAUCAACUUCAGUGGAAUCUGAAAUUAAAAGUGAAGAAGUUUCUUGUGAUGAAAGUAAUGUGAGUGAUUGUGAAAGUCCUAAAGAGACUACAUUGGUAUCUCCUUCGCCCCUUGUUUCAUGGCGUGCUAAUUGUACUGUUCAGAGAGGUAGACAAAUGUUUAUGCUUACGCCACUUCCAUUAUCGAAAUCAUUGUUAUCAUCCAAAUCACACCAACCACAAACAAAAUUAGAUUUCACUGAGUUGGCUUCCUCCAAUAAUGAUUCAGUGCUUUACGGUGUUGUAACGAAACCAACUCCAAUAAAGCCUGCCCUUUCUCUGGUGAGUGAAGAGGCAACAAAUAAUGAAGAGCCUGAAUUGAUUUCUUCGCCAGAUCUUUCUAAAAUAGACACCUCCAUGCUUUAUAUGAUGACUCCUUGCUUGAAAAUGUCACCUCCAAAAUCUUGUGUUUUGCUUGAACCCAUAUCUGAAAUAUGUCGUGUGGGUAAUGAUAAGUUUCGGAAGUCCACCCCUUUUCCUGUUGGAGUUCAUUACAGUGAUUCAGAAGAUUCUGAGUCUUCUGGCAGCGAUGGUGUGACGCAGGGUUUGGCGUUGAAGUAUCCAGAUCUCAUGGGGAAACAUUGUGUUCCAAAGUCAGGAAUUGGAAAGGAAAAUGUUGAAGCAUCACCUAUUUGGCUUACCUCACCUCCAAAAACUUGUGUUUUGUUAGGGACACCUGAUGAGAAAUCAUUGGACAAGGAGAAGGUUGAUAACAAAUCGUGUAUGCAUGUCACUAAAUCCAUUCUUAAGCAACAAGUCAAUAAAUUGAACUUGGAAGAGGAUAUUUCCAAAGGUCAUAAUCAAGCCAAAAAAACUUGUUGUAACAAAGGUGAUUUUGUUGGCGACUUAUCACAUAUAGAGAGCACGCCCAUGUGGCUGAAUCCUGAAAACACGGUACAAAGAGGGAAGCGUGCUGGUGAAAAUACUUUGAAGAAGGAAUUAUGGGCUAAGUUUGAAGAAGCAUCUGAUUGUCCAUUUGAAUCUAAGUUUCAAACGGUCAGUAAGAGUUCUCAGAAAGGGUUUCUUGACCUAUUGGAAGAAGCUUCCUGUGAUGAAUAAACUGAAAAUAUGAAUUUUCUAAAAAUCUUUUUUUGAUUUUUGAGCAGAAAAAUGUCUCAAGAUCUAAGCAAGCAAAUAAUAUCUUAUUGGAAAGUUUUGACAUGUACAUGCUUGUUUUUGUUGUAAGAUUUGUAACAAAGAGCCCCGGUGCAUCCUAUCCUAGUUCCACUUUGUGGACAACGGAACUCAUGUGAAUCACAAGUGAUUACAUGAUAAAAAUGUACUUUUUUUUUGUCUAAUGUACUUUGUCUAUUAUCAUAUAUUAGUAUUCUCUGGCAUUGUUUAAGGGAUUAAACACGAUAUGCCUCCAUUUUUGGGUGAGCAAUAAGAUACUUUGAUGAAAGGGAUAA